Messenger RNA from Morchella importuna, 408 nucleotides. RefSeq lists its product as uncharacterized. The record is from RefSeq and is a predicted model, not a curated record. NCBI's taxonomy places the organism in Eukaryota, Fungi, Ascomycota, Pezizomycetes, Pezizales, Morchellaceae. The coding region runs from base 1 to 408 and encodes 135 amino acids. The transcript is spliced from 7 exons.
AUGUCAAGACAGAGCGAUAGGGGGAAGGGUGAUAUUGUGGACUGGGGGCUGAUGGUGAAGGAGAGGCUGUUACUCGUUGCUGCUUAUUCCUGGAUGCGGAUCGCUACCCAGACAUCGGGGUCUCGGUCACUCUGUAACGUCCAAGCCAAGAAAAAAGGGGAUUGGGAAUUUCACGGUCACGGGUAUCCAGGCGACUUGACCCUGCAUGAAACUCGAGUCAAAGCCUCAAAGGAAAAUGUCAUGGAGAUCGCCAUGGCCGUUUACGAAAUCUCCCAAAUUGCCCAUGUAGUUAGUCUCUUGGCUCCUUGGCAUGGAUCUAGGGCCAUUGCCUCGCAAAAUUUCGCUAACAAUAUCUUAAAUUCAUCCAAAAGAUAUAAGUUUGAUAGUAGUCUUGCGGACAUACAUUGA